Molecule: messenger RNA, 1088 nt
Organism: Ilex paraguariensis (yerba mate)
Lineage: Eukaryota; Viridiplantae; Streptophyta; Magnoliopsida; Aquifoliales; Aquifoliaceae
Source: the annotation of a GenBank genome assembly
AGCUCAAUCAGUAAACUCUAACUCUAGGGUUUCAUUCCGUCACUUAAAUUUGUAUUCUCUCUCUUUCUCUGGUUGGGGGUUGGGCGCCAAAUACAUCUAGCAGCAGGGGCGGUAGCCAUGGUUAAAUAUUCGAGGGAGCCCGAAAACCCCACAAAAUCUUGCAAAGCCAGGGGCUCAGAUCUCAGAGUGCAUUUUAAGAAUACAAGAGAGACUGCCCAUGCAAUUCGGAAGUUGCCUUUGGUCAAGGCAAAAAGGUACUUGGAGGAUGUUCUUGGUCACAAACAAGCCAUUCCAUUCACACGCUUCUGUCGUGGAGUUGGGCGUACUGCCCAGGCGAAGAAUCGCCAUUCCAAUGGACAAGGACGCUGGCCUGUCAAAUCAGCAAGAUUUAUUCUUGAUUUACUGAAGAACGCCGAGAGUAAUGCAGACGUGAAAGGUUUGGAUGUGGAUUCGCUAUACAUAUCACACAUCCAGGUUAACCAAGCACAGAAGCAGAGGCGUCGCACAUAUCGUGCCCAUGGAAGAAUUAACCCUUACAUGUCAUCUCCCUGCCAUAUCGAAUUGAUUUUAUCUGAAAAGGAGGAAUCUGUCCAGAAGGAGCCUGAGACUCAGUUGGCUCCUAGGAGGACAAAGAAGAAUCAAGUUUUACGCAGUGGAGCUUCUUCUUGAGUCAAAGUGGUGGACUGAUUAGGAGAGACAAGAAUUUGAUUUUCUUUGUCAUAUCUAGCGUGAACACAUUUUUCUGUUGCUGAUUAAGAAAUUGCUACUAAAAGGUUAUUUCGGGAGAUUCCUAGUAUUUUAUUAUCUUUGUGAGUUCAGAACUUAUGUUGGAACACAAUCAGUUCAUUGUUAAGUAGUUUGUCUGUUUUGCUAUUGGAAAGAGUGGGGGGAAGCUUUAUUAUUUUCUAUGGAAUGUUCAUGGCGUACACAGUCUAGGUCGUUGGAUGUAUUAUUAUGUUUCAUCUUUAGGAUGAUUUACCUAGCACUAUGUGUAACCCUGUUCUGCUUGUUUCGUCUAUAUUUUUCGUAGUAUAUCAAGGCGCACAAACACAGCCAAAUAUUGUGAAUUUGAUUAUGUUAUUAUUGGC